Diaporthe batatas is the source of this 2263-nucleotide messenger RNA. RefSeq lists its product as uncharacterized. The coding region runs from base 381 to 2063 and encodes 560 amino acids. The transcript is spliced from 4 exons. NCBI's taxonomy places the organism in Eukaryota, Fungi, Ascomycota, Sordariomycetes, Diaporthales, Diaporthaceae. The record is from RefSeq and is a predicted model, not a curated record. Gene Ontology annotation, biological process: transmembrane transport. Gene Ontology annotation, molecular function: transmembrane transporter activity.
UGCCAAGUCGCCUCGGACUUAUUAUCAUAGCGAGGUGGACUUUUGUGACAGCCCCGUAUCACUCGUCCCAACGCGGCAACGCCUCCGUGGGGCCCAACCAACUGAACAGUCCAAAUGUGAAGAGGCCAUCGUCCUCAACACAACUAUUUGUCAGCGCGGAGGACGCAGUGAUUAGAAAUCAGGCUCACCUAGAGCUUGUAUAUCAUUCGAGCAUUCUGGCUGGGUGUCUAGGUAUAAGCCAGUCACCCCAGCACACCACUUGCGGACGCUAGCACGAUAUUAUAUAGUCUUUGCAUUUUUACAUAAUCUUUGUAUUUCUGUGGCUCUGACUCGGCAAACUAACACAUCCAGCCAGCCUUAUCACUAUACAACUGUGUAUCAUGGCAGACGGCGGAGAAAACCCUCCCCGGCUAGAAUCAAACGAUGAUUGCCUCGACAGCUCCGGGCCGCCCUCGGCAAAGACCGAGGAGGCUCUUGAUCAUACCCCCCAAGGCGCCUCCGAUUCGCCCAGGUCCGUUCACGGAGCAAAGUGGGUUCUUGUCGUAAUUGCCCUCCUCUCGGUGCUUUUCCUCUACGCCCUCGACAACACUGUUGUCGCCAACGUUCAGUCAAAAGUGGUCGAGACAUUUGGCAGUGUUGAGCUCGUGCCCUGGCUCGGUGUCUCCUUUGCACUCGGGUCUGCCGCCUCAACACUGUCUUGGUCAAAGGCGUACGGCACGUUUGCUGCCAAGAAGCUGUUCAUCGGGAGCACUGCGCUGUUUAUGGGGGCGUCGGCACUCUGCGGCGGCGCCCCCAGCAUCAAGGCGUUCAUUGUGGGAAGAGCUAUUGCCGGCAUUGGAGGCUGCGGCAUGUACAUGGGCUUGGUGACCUUGCUCUCCGUGACAACGACCAACGCGGAACGGCCGACCUACUUGAGUCUCCUUGGCUUCAUCUGGGGCAUCGGCACUGUGCUCGGCCCCGUCAUCGGGGGCUCCCUGGGCGAUAGUGCAGCUACCUGGCGCUGGGCCUUUUACCUGAAUCUGUUGGUCGGUGCUGUCGCUGCACCCGUCUACUUCAUUCUGCUGCCCGACUUCAAGCCCCAGCAAGGUGUACCUCUUCUCUCACGCUUUGCCCAAAUCGACUAUCUGGGCACGCUGCUGUCUGUGGGGUCCCUCGUCUGCAUCAUCAUGGCCAUGAACCUGGGCGGUGUGCUCUGGGACUGGAGCUCCGCCACUAGCAUUGGCCUGCUUGUGGCGUCGGGGGUCUUGGCUAUCCUCUUCGUUUUGCAGCAAUGCUUUUACUUUGGGACUUCGAGGGACAACCGACUGUUCCCGAUGCACUUCUGGAGGAGCCGCUCUAUGAUUGCUCUCUUCUUGACCAUGAUGCUUGCGACUUUUGGCAGCUUCAUUUCGAUUUAUUACCUGCCCCUUUAUUACCAGUUUACUCGCGGCGCGUCCGCACUCGAGACCUCGGUCCAUCUCUUGCCAUUUAUUCUCUUUCUUGUAGCCUUCAACCUACUCAACGGACAGUUCAUGGGCAAGACGGGCUACUAUUAUCCAUGGUACAUCGCAGGCGCGGCCUUGGAGCUUAUUGGUGGCGUUCUUCUCUACACGGUAGAUGAGCAUACAUCGAAUGCCAAGGUCUAUGGCUAUACGAUCAUCCUAGGUACAGGCGUCGGCUGUUUCUGCCAGGCUGGCUUUGCCGUCGCGCAGAUGAAAGUCGAGCCGUCCGAAAUCCCGUACUGUGUAGGCUUCAUCACAAUGGGCCAGAUGUUGGGAAUUGUGUUUGGCACAGGCCUGGCAGGCGCAAUUUUCGUCAACCGCUCGGAACAGGCUCUCGCGGUCGUGUUCCCAAAUGCCUCCAAGCAAGAAAUCUCCGACGCCAUAGCGGGCGUGGCCAGCACCUUAAUCACCUCGGCGCCUUCAGAGGUCCAGGCACAGGCCAUUCACGGCAUCACCAGGGCCAUCCAGCUGGCGUUCGUCCCGAUCAUCGCCGCCGGAUCCAUUUGCCUUAUCUGCAGCCUGGCCAUGAAGAAGGAGAAACUGUUCACUGAGAAAGGACAGAGUGCCGCGAUGGGAGGGUGAGCAUCUAACUGCGUCCUGUGGGCUGGGCCUGUCAUUCUUUAAACAUACCGUGCUUUAUUGACCAUAAGAGACGGUCACUAUGACCUUCAUUCACUAUUCAGUAGUUUCUCAUCACUAGACAGACCUAUAGAAAAGAGAUUUAUAAAGGAGAUCAGGUAUUCACAUCGAGAAGAACGGAAAAUACAUUGGCAUAUCGUUAA